UCUGUCAGUCCGGCGCUCCUGUAAGGACGGGGGUCAAAGUAUCAGGGACAGACGUCUUGGUCCAACAGAGCAGCAAGAAAAUUGCAAACGGAUAGAUAAAGGCUUUCAAGCCAGGCCUGUUUCACUCCUGAAGAUCCUUCAGCCCUAGUAGGAUGGAGGACGCCCACGCCAAGACCCCCGCAGAAGUCAUCGCCUUCUUCGGGGUCAACGAGAACACUGGGCUCUCACCCGACCAGUUCAAGAAGAACUUGGCCAAGUACGGCCACAAUGAGCUGCCAGCUGAGGAGGGAAAAUCCAUCUGGGAGCUGGUGAUGGAGCAGUUUGAAGAUCUGCUCGUCCGAAUCCUGCUGCUCGCCGCCUGCAUCUCUUUUGUGCUGGCUUGGUUUGAGGAAGGUGAGGAGACAGUCACAGCCUUCGUCGAGCCCUUCGUCAUUCUGCUUAUUCUUAUCGCCAAUGCUGUUGUGGGUGUGUGGCAGGAGCGUAACGCUGAGAGCGCCAUCGAGGCUCUUAAGGAGUACGAGCCUGAGAUGGGCAAAGUCUACCGAGCUGACAGAAAGAGCGUGCAGAGGAUCAAGGCCAGAGAGAUCGUCCCUGGUGACAUUGUGGAAGUGUCCGUUGGUGACAAAGUCCCUGCUGACAUCAGAAUCACCGCCAUCCGUUCCACCACUCUGCGUGUCGAUCAGUCUAUUCUCACCGGUGAGUCCGUCAGUGUGAUCAAGCACACCGAGUCCGUCCCCGACCUCAGAGCCGUCAACCAGGACAAGAAGAACAUGCUUUUCUCUGGAACCAACAUUGCUGCUGGUAAGGCCAUCGGCGUUUGCAUUGCCACCGGCGUCUCCACUGAGAUCGGUAAGAUCCGUGACCAGAUGGCCGCCACCGAGCAGGAGAAGACCCCACUGCAGCAGAAGCUGGAUGAGUUCGGUGAGCAGCUCUCUAAAGUCAUCUCCCUGAUCUGCGUCGCCGUCUGGAUGAUCAACAUCGGCCACUUCAACGACCCCGUCCACGGCGGCUCAUGGAUCCGCGGUGCCGUCUAUUACUUCAAGAUCGCCGUCGCCCUGGCUGUGGCCGCCAUCCCUGAGGGUCUGCCCGCCGUCAUCACUACCUGUCUGGCUCUUGGUACUCGCCGUAUGGCCAAGAAGAACGCCAUCGUCCGUUCUCUGCCCUCUGUGGAGACUCUGGGCUGCACCUCCGUCAUCUGCUCUGACAAAACCGGCACCCUCACCACCAACCAGAUGUGUGUUACCAAGAUGUUCAUUAUUGAUAGAGUGGAGGGUGAUCAUGUGACCCUGGACAGCUUUGAUAUCUCUGGCUCUAAAUACACCCCUGAGGGCGAGGUUACUAAGGGUGGUUCUAGGACGGACUGCAGUCAGUACGAUGGUCUGGUUGAGUUGGCCACUAUCUGCGCCCUGUGUAACGACUCCUCUCUGGACUACAACGAAUCUAAGAAGAUCUAUGAGAAGGUUGGUGAGGCCACUGAAACCGCCCUGUGCUGCCUGGUGGAGAAGAUGAACGUGUUCAAGUCCAGCGUUGGCAACCUCUCCUGCGUUGAGAGAGCUAACGCCUGCUGCAGUGUUGUAAAGCAGCUGAUGAAGAAGAACUUCACCCUUGAGUUCUCCCGUGACAGGAAGUCCAUGUCUGUGUACUGCACCCCCACCAAGGGAGACAGUGGCCCCAAGAUGUUCGUGAAGGGUGCCCCAGAAGGUGUGAUCGACAGGUGCGCCUAUGUGCGUGUUGGUGCCACCCGUGUGCCCCUGACUGGCCCCAUUAAGGAGAAGAUCAUGACCAUCAUUAAGGAGUGGGGUACCGGCCGUGACACCCUGCGUUGCCUGGCUCUGGCCACCCGUGACACCCCACUGAAGGUCGAGGAGAUGAAGCUUGAUGACGCCACCAGAUUUGUUGAAUAUGAAACUGACAUGACCUUCGUUGGCUGCGUUGGUAUGCUGGAUCCCCCCCGUAAAGAAGUCGCUGGCUCCAUCCAGCUCUGCAGAGACGCUGGCAUCCGUGUCAUCAUGAUCACCGGUGACAACAAGGGUACCGCUGUGGCUAUCUGCCGUCGUAUCGGCAUCUUCAGUGAGGAUGAGGACGUGACUGGUAGAGCUUACACCGGCCGCGAGUUUGAUGACCUGCCCCGCACUGAACAGAGUGAAGCCGUCACCCGUGCCUGCUGCUUCGCCCGUGUCGAGCCUUCCCACAAAUCUAAGAUUGUUGAGUUCCUGCAGGGCUAUGAUGAGAUUACUGCCAUGACCGGUGAUGGUGUGAACGAUGCCCCCGCUUUGAAGAAAGCGGAGAUUGGUAUUGCCAUGGGCUCUGGCACUGCCGUUGCCAAGUCAGCCUCUGAGAUGGUCCUGGCCGACGACAACUUCUCCUCCAUUGUGGCCGCUGUUGAGGAAGGCAGAGCAAUCUACAACAACAUGAAGCAGUUCAUCCGCUACCUGAUCUCCUCCAACGUUGGAGAGGUCGUCUGUAUUUUCCUGACCGCUGCUCUCGGCCUCCCCGAGGCUCUGAUCCCAGUGCAGCUGCUGUGGGUGAACCUGGUCACUGAUGGUCUGCCCGCCACCGCCUUGGGUUUCAACCCCCCUGAUCUUGACAUCAUGGGCAAGGCACCCCGUUCCCCCAAGGAGCCCCUUAUCUCUGGCUGGCUGUUCUUCAGAUACCUGGCCAUUGGUGGAUACGUCGGUGCUGCCACCGUUGGCGCUGCCGCUCACUGGUUCCUGUACGAUGACGAGGGUCCAAAAGUUACCUACUACCAGCUGUCCCACUUCAUGCAGUGCCACGAUGAAAACGAAGACUUCGCUGGCAUCGAAUGCGAGGUGUUUGAGGCUGCUCCUCCCAUGACCAUGGCCCUGUCUGUGCUGGUCACCAUCGAGAUGUGCAACGCCCUCAACAGCUUGUCUGAGAACCAGUCUCUGGUGCGUAUGCCACCAUGGAGCAACAUCUGGCUGUUGUCCGCCAUGACCCUCUCCAUGUCCCUGCACUUCAUGAUCAUCUACGUGGACCCCCUGCCCAUGGUCUUUAAGCUGACCCACUUGAACUUUGAUCAGUGGAUGGUGGUGUUGAAGCUUUCCUUCCCUGUCAUCCUUAUUGAUGAGGUGUUGAAGUUCGUUGCCCGCAACUACCUGGAGAGAAGGUGUUAAAUAUUGUCUGUGGAGUGAAAGAAGCGAGCGAAGGGGACGACUUGACAUAAGUUGAGAGAUCACAUCGAGGCAGAGUCAAGCCCUUAUGAGUCCAUCCACCGACGGGAGAAAGGACGAAACAGGAAAAUCUCUUUUAAAAAAAUCUAUAAAAACUGACGGAAAAUCUAUUAAAAAUGUUUAUGGGAAGUAAUAAAAUUAAUAUAUAGGUAAAAUUAGUGUUCGAAUGCUGAGUCAUUUUAUUCUUAAAGCUAUUAAUAAAAGUUACAUUUUUUGUUAAACUUGUA
Messenger RNA from Trichomycterus rosablanca, 3418 nucleotides. It is a transcript of the gene atp2a1l, whose product is annotated as ATPase sarcoplasmic/endoplasmic reticulum Ca2+ transporting 1, like. Bases 153 to 3134 code for a protein of 993 amino acids. Gene Ontology annotation, molecular function: P-type calcium transporter activity; ATP hydrolysis activity; ATP binding. The record is from RefSeq and is a predicted model, not a curated record. NCBI's taxonomy places the organism in Eukaryota, Metazoa, Chordata, Actinopteri, Siluriformes, Trichomycteridae. Gene Ontology annotation, cellular component: membrane. The transcript has 23 exons. Gene Ontology annotation, biological process: intracellular calcium ion homeostasis; calcium ion transmembrane transport.